UUCUUCAUCAUCUUCCUCCUUUUUCUCUUACAAUACAAAAAAUGAAGCGCCAAUUUAGUACGAAGAAAUCUCUUUCUAUCUUAUUAGAUGAAGAUAAUAAUAAUAAUAAUAAUAAUAAGAUAGAAGAUCAAUCACCUAGCUUUCAUCACCUCUCUUUAAAUUUACAACAUAAUGAAAGCCCUGAAUCAUUAUGGAGUCGUUCUCCGAUAUCGAGCCCUUGUAAUCCUUCCCUUCUCUAUUGUUGUAUCUCCUCUCUUCGACACGAUGGAGAUGUUUACUCCAUCGCGGUAUCAGGAGACCUAGUGUUAACCGGCUCGAGUAGUCGUCGAGUUCAUGCAUGGUAUUCCCUUGACUGCCAUUCAAAAGGUUGUUUACAAGCUAGCUCUGGCGAUGUCCGAGCCAUGGCGGCUCAAGGUAACAUGCUCUUCACUUCCCAUAAGGACCACAAGGUUAGGAUAUGGAACAUGAAAUCAAAUAAUAAUGAUUUUAAGCCUAAAAAACUCACUACCCUACCAAUUUCAAACAAUUUCAAGAAUUUCAUCUUAAGACCAAUUACCCCACAACAUAAGGACAUUAUAUCUUGUAUGGCUUAUUACAAUAUUGAAGGGUUAUUAUAUACAGGGUCAUUUGAUAAAACUGUUAAAGUUUGGAGGUUAAAUGAGAGGAAAUGUAUUGAUUCUUUUGUAGCUCAUGCUGAUAAUAUAAAUGAUAUGGUAAUUAACCAACAAAAUGGCUAUCUUUUUACUUGUUCUUCAGAUGGGACAGUCAAAAUGUGGAUGAGGGUUUAUGGGGAGACCUCUCAUGUUUUAAUUAAGGUCCUUUGUGUUAAUAAAUACCCUAUUUACGCCUUGGCAUUGAGUAAUACUAGUAUGUUAUUACAAUCACAAAAUCAGAUUAGCAGCUUCUUGUAUUCAGGGUGUUUUGAUGGGUGUAUUAGUUUCUGGGAGCAAGAGGUUUCUUGCCAGUAUAAUAUGGGAAGCAGGUCUUUACAGGGGCAUCAGUUCGCGGUUCUCUGCCUCGUGGCUCUUGAGAAUUUGGUGAUUAGUGGGUCUGAGGACUCAACAAUCAGGAUAUGGAGGAGGUCGGAGGAAACAAGAGUUGCGUGUACUCAUGAGUGUAUCGCGGUUCUAGAAGGACACAGAGGACCUGUCAAAUGUUUGGCUGCUUUGUCCUGUAAGGACAAGUCUGUUGUAAGCUUUUUGGUGUUCAGUGCUAGCUUAGAUCAAACAUUUAAGGUGUGGAGAGUAAAACUCUUGCAGGAAAUGAAGAAUUCUUCCGCUGAUUAUUGUUGUAUUAAUGAAAAUGAUGAUGAUGACAUGGAAGUAAGAAACACUAGAAAGUCUAUGGAGGUUGAGCGAAGCACUGUGUUGUCACCUUCAUGGGUGCGGAGGAAGCUUCACUGUCGUAGUAUUCGCUAAUUAGCUAGCUUAAUCAUGAGUUUUUUAAUGUUUUGUUAACAACAUUGUAUGUUAAAAUAGCUAAAUAUUAUUCAUGUUGUAACAAUUUAACAAAACAGCUAAUGCAAAUUGUAUAACUUUCUGAUUUAUUUUCAUAAUCGCCUAAUUUGCUGUCAAUUUUAUGUACUGAA
Messenger RNA from Spinacia oleracea (spinach), 1588 nucleotides. RefSeq names its product protein JINGUBANG-like. The coding region runs from base 42 to 1418 and encodes 458 amino acids. NCBI's taxonomy places the organism in Eukaryota, Viridiplantae, Streptophyta, Magnoliopsida, Caryophyllales, Amaranthaceae. The transcript has a single exon. Gene Ontology annotation, molecular function: protein binding. The record is from RefSeq and is a predicted model, not a curated record.